AUGGCUGGUACAUCCAAUAUUAUUAAAGAAAAACAGUAUAAUAACAACAACUGUUCUGGGACACCAAGAUCUGAACAUGUUUGGUUAACAACCGAAUCAAAGUACCCAUUCAAUUACAAAGACUACAACUUUGUCGCAUUUAGAGGCGACGAAGAAACCAAUUGCAGAUUGGACGACACAAUCGACGGCCUUUUCUACACAGACAAAUGCGAGUCAGACGUUAACUGGGUCCAAUGGAAAGUUCACGAAGAAAAUGGUCGUUUCUAUUUAAAGAAAAGUCUGAACACAGACAAUUCGUGCAAACAAACACCACAAACAGUCUUUAAAUACAGUUAUGAAUGCAACAAAUGUGGAAGUGAUGGAAGACUUACAAAGUGCUAUGGAAUUGGUAAAGUCAAGCCUUUCUCAGACUUCACGUUGAGAGGACCCGAAGACACUUUGGGAGAACACUCUGAAAGCAGUGGAGAAGAAAGUCACAACCAAGAUGGUGUUGAACUUAUCAAAAUUGUUUUAGUGUUCAUGAUGGUGGUAAUGUUCAUUUAA
Messenger RNA from Entamoeba invadens IP1, 543 nucleotides. RefSeq lists its product as hypothetical. The transcript has a single exon. The coding region runs from base 1 to 543 and encodes 180 amino acids. Lineage: Eukaryota; Evosea; Mastigamoebida; Endamoebidae. The record is from RefSeq and is a predicted model, not a curated record.